Prunus mume (Japanese apricot) is the source of this 579-nucleotide messenger RNA. The record is from RefSeq and is a predicted model, not a curated record. Lineage: Eukaryota; Viridiplantae; Streptophyta; Magnoliopsida; Rosales; Rosaceae.
AUACAGAUUUUCCAGCAAUUGACUGGCAUUAACGCAAUUAUGUUCUACGCUCCCGUUUUGUUCAAGACCUUGGGAUUUAAGAGUGACGCUUCCCUUUACUCAUCCGCCAUAACAGGAGCUGUCAAUGUCCUCUCAACUGUUGUAUCAAUCUACUUUGUGGACAGAGCUGGUCGCCGCGUGCUCCUGCUAGAAGCAGGUGUUCAAAUGUUCCUUUCUCAAAUUGUGAUUACAGUAGUGCUCGGAAUCAAACUUAAGGACGACGUGAACAACCUCGGCCAUGGCUUGGGAAUUCUUGUGCUGGUUUUCGUGUGCAGUUUCGUUGCCUCUUUUGCAUGGUCUUGGGGACCUCUUGGGUGGUUGAUUCCUAGUGAGAUUUUCGCACUAGAUGCUCGCUCAGCCGGCCAAAGUGUGGCUGUCUUUUUCAACAUGCUCUUCACCUUUAUUAUAGCCCAGGCCUUCCUCUCAAUGCUUUGCCACAUGAAGUUUGCCAUUUUCUUGUUUUUCGCAAUUUGGGUCUUCGCCAUGACUCUCUUCACUCUCUUCUUAAUUCCCGAGACGAAAGGUGUCCCUAUUGAAGAG